This is a messenger RNA of Drosophila rhopaloa, 1460 nucleotides long. RefSeq names its product coiled-coil domain-containing protein 30. Lineage: Eukaryota; Metazoa; Arthropoda; Insecta; Diptera; Drosophilidae. The coding region runs from base 68 to 1375 and encodes 435 amino acids. The record is from RefSeq and is a predicted model, not a curated record. The transcript is spliced from 5 exons.
AUUAUUAGAAAUGCUUACAUAGCCCCCUUAAAGUUUAAAAAAUAAUGUGAUUCCACACAAAACAACAAUGAGACAACCGGAAGAAAAGGAUGCUUUUCCCAGCGGUGUGCGGGAAGUGGCCGAUGCAGUGGAGCGCCUGGUGCGGGAUACCAACCAGGAUCUGCGCAACUUCCGGCAGGAGCAGAAAAACCUGCGCAUCUAUGUCAACGGAGUGCAGGAAGAAAACGGCCGGCUGACCAGCGAGUUGGCCAAAUGCAAGAACGCCAUGGCCAGUGGGGACUACCAGGAUCUCAGGCAGAGCCUUUUACUGACCAACAAAGCCUUGGAAGUCGCCAAGAAGCAGGUGGAAUCCCUGCUCAAGGAGCGGCAGAGCUUGCAAUCGAUGCAGGACUAUUCCAAAAGGACCAUCGAGAACAUGGAACUGGAGCUCAGGAACUAUCGCGUCCAGAUGCAGCAGUCGGGUGACGAUCAGAUAAUUCAGCGGUACGCAAGGGCCAUGAAAAUGCUGGAGUCGAAGGUGUCUGCCCAGCAGGAGGAGCUGCGGACGCAGGCGGAGACCAUAAAGGCGCUUCACGAGCACAAACAGCGGGGUGGAGAGCAACUGCAGCAGCUGCACUCCCAGCUGAAGGUGCAGGACCAGGAUCAGGCCCGGGUGGCCAGCCUACAGAAGCAGCUAAAGGAGUACGAGCUGUCCCUCAGUCACACUCACAAUCUGCUUUUGGAGAGCACGAGGCGGGAAACUACUGCCAUUCGAAAGGUGGAGGAGGCCAUCACCCUAAGCGAAGAGGCCACCAGGGAGAAGAUGGAGGCCAAGAGGCUGGCCGAGGUCUACAAGGAAGAGGUUACCCAACUGGCCAACAACAUUGGCAGCAUCAUGGAGGAGGCCUCAAAGCGCGUGGACAACGAAGUGGGCCAACUGAAGAACAAGCUCAGGCAGAAGGACACUCUUAUCACAUCCCUAAAGGAGAAGCUUAAAAAGGAGUCCGCCGAACACAAAUCGGUAGUUCACUUGCUGGAGACGCGGAACAAUCGCCAUGAGCAGAAAUACAAGGAGGUUCUCAAGCAAAACGAAAAGCUGGAAACCGAGGUGGAAGUCACCUCUAGGCGACUCAACGAGUUGGAGCGAUCUCUGAACGAUAUGCAAGAAGAGGAUGAUAGAGAUUUCAAAUUGAAAAAGCAUUACGAGACUCAAAUGGAGCGCUACUUGGUGGACCACAAGAAUAUGAAGUCCAAGUACCGGAAGGCCAUGGACGACAUCACGCAGCGCUUCGAGUCGGUCAUUUACGAGCUAAAGAAGGAGAACGACCAGCUGGUGGCGGACAACAUGUUGCUCAAAAGCGGCGCCGCCGGAGACAGCUCCAGGCAUCCAUUCUAGGCCAAGCCGCUGAUUUUACAGUUGUACAAAGAUAUAUUUUAUGAUAACUAUUGUACAGAUUAAAUUAUUUUUAUGAGAGCACUAA